Closterium sp. Yama58-4 is the source of this 3843-nucleotide messenger RNA. The record is from the annotation of a GenBank genome assembly. Lineage: Eukaryota; Viridiplantae; Streptophyta; Zygnematophyceae; Desmidiales; Closteriaceae.
AUGGGAGACACCCUAGGCGCUAUAGUCGAGUACUUAGAACGGAAUAAGUUCCUCUCAGCGGCAGCAGCCCUACGCUCCGAAAUCUCCAACAAGAAGCAGCCGAGACCCAACACUCUUGCCUCUAGCCACUCGCUCCCGCCGCUCUCUCCGUCCUUCUCCCCCUACCCAGGCUCCCCUUCCCUCCCACCUCCCGAUGCCUCCGAUAAUGACGUCAACAUGUUCCUCUGGAUGAAGCACGAACAGAUGUUCUCCAACUCAGCCUCGACACCAGGUUCGGGAUCAGGUUCGGGCUCAGGCUCGGCAGGCGGAGGCAUAUUCGGUGCGGCAUUCUCCGGUUCGGGGCUCUCGGGGGCGGCGGAUGGCGCAGGCGGAGAUGCGGGCGGGAGCGGGACUGGCGGCGGGUUCUCGGGUUUCCACCCGAUCGCGCGAGGCAACAGCGCUCCGCCACAGUUUCUUCAAAACGCCAUGCUCAAAUGGUCUCCGCCCAGCUCUCCCCCCGCCGGAGGUAUGUUCGACCCCGCGCCAGCGGCGGAGGCCUCUAAGCCGCCGCGCGCGGGGGGAAGCGAGCACCCGUUCUCCCCGUCCUUCUUCCCUACGUCCCCCUCGCUGCCCUCCCCCGCGUCUCUCGACGUAGUUCCCGAGGAGGACGUAUUUUUGGGAGCCGAGGAUGCGGAUUCUGCGCCGGCGAAAUCGGAGGCGGCGGAGGCGGGAAAGGCGGGCGGAGGAACGAGAGAUGGUAAGAAUAGCGGAGAGGGUAAUAACGAGGGUAAUGCGAGCAGUGCGGCGGCUUCUGCGACUGCGGUUAUUCCGCUGCUUGACGAUGGUGAUGCUGUGUUCUUCGGCUCGCCGGCAAAGCAGCCGCCAGUCCCUCUAUUCGGCGAAGUGACUACAACGGACCCUUUUCGCGGGUCUUUAGAGGCAGCUGCGGCAGCCGCGGCCGCCGCAGCAGCCGCCGCAACAGGCGGCGGGAAAGGCGCAUUAGGUGUCUUGGACGCAGAAAUGCCGCCUAAGAUAGGGUCGACCCUGCGCAGCAAUAGCUCCCGCCCGUAUGACGUCAACAGCAGCGGCGGAAACGAGACUCCGCCCAGCGGAAUGGCGAAGAGCAGCAGCGCGGGCGGAACCCCCGCGGGGGACACGGAAGGGGGAGGGUUCGGGGAAGAGCUGGACUUUUCCAGCGGGCUUGGCGGGGUCGGGGGGAGCGGGGGGGACGGGGGGAGCGGAGGGGAGAAUGCAAGCGCAGGCGGAGACGCUUCCCCCGGGCUGUUUGACCAGGCGUUUGCGAACUCGAGCAAUAACAGCACACCGCGCGGGUCAGUAGAUAUGACUGGUAGCGGGGAAGUGUUUUCUGUUGGCGAUGGAGGGGGAGGAAGAGACACGUUAGGACCCCGCCAUGGGAGUACGGGCCACGGUGCAUCACCAUCAACGGGGGGAGUGGGCGGAGUGGGGGGAGGCGCAGGGGCAGGGGGAGCAGCGGCGGGAGGGGCGGGGGACGCGGCGUCGGUGCUGGCGGGGUGGGGGUUACUGUCAGCAGGGGGUAGCGGGUCUUUCGGCGCGACUGGCGCUUUAAAGAGCCCUAACUCGUUUGGAGGGACCUCGCACGCCGCUAACCCUGCUGAUGCUGCCAAGCCUCUCGUUCGGGCUUCCUCCGUGCCUACCAUCACGUUCGGGCCGGUUGUUGUAGGCUCGGAGGUUGUUCCAAGCCUGAAUUCCGUGCCGCUGGGGACGCGCAAGCCUCGUCCGCCAAUCAGCCACGCGUCCCUGCCGUCUAACCAGCAGCAGCCGCCGUUGCCGAGCCUGCAGCGCUCGCCCGGUAGCGGAAGCUCGGGCGGAGGUUCGGAGAAGAGGUUCGGCAUGGGGAGGCACGGGAUGAGCGGACUGAGCAGGGGAAGCCCCCCCGCGAAAGCAGGAAGGGAGGCGGGAAAAGAAGGAGUGUAUGUUGUGGGCGGGUACUUGCUAUCGUCUCUUUUAAUGAUUAAAGGAGCGGAUGAUAACGAGGAUAUGUAUGACGAUGAGGAGGACUUAGGGUAUGUGAGACGGGCAGUGGGGAACGAGGAGCAGUUUAUGUUGAUAGAGGCGGAUCCGGGGGAUGAUCUGGAGGACGCGGAGGAGGGGGAGGGCGCGACGGGCGGAAAGGGGGAAGGUGAGGGGAAAGCUGGCGGGGGAAAGGGGGAGCAGGGUAGCGGGAGUGGGGACUUGGAAGGGAAGGGGAGCAAGGGGAAGGAAGCAGGGAAGGGUGGGAAAGAGGGGAAGCGGGAUUCGGAAGGGGGGGAUGAGGAGAUGUAUUUUUCGGGGGAGGACUCGUAUCAAGAAGCGGAGGGGGGGGAGGAAGGGGCGGGGGGCGACGGGGGAAGCGAAGCCGAAGAGGCUGCGGGGGGGAAAGGGCACCGAUCGGUUCCGAGCUUUGGGGUGGUGGAUGCGUGGGAUGGGAUUGGCACAUUCGCUAAAGUCACAGCCAUGGACUGGGAUCCCCCCGCUGCUGCUGCUGCUGCUGCUGGUGGUGGUGGUGGUGGUGCUGCUGCUGGCACUGGGGGUGCUGGCGCGGGUGGUGCUGGUGCGGAUGGGGAGGAGAAGAGGGCGAAGAGUGGGGGAAAGAAGGAGGAAGGGGAUGCGGAGGUGGGCGGCAGGGGCGGUGAUGACAUGCAAACGGAUGGUGAUGGGGAGGAGGAGGGGAAGGAUGGGGCGGGAAAGAAGGGGGAUGAGGGCGAGGAGGAAGCGGGGGAGAAGGGGGAAGGCGAGGUGGAGGGGGCGAAGAAGGGGGCGGAGGGGGAGGAGAAGGCGGGAGGGGGUGGCGAGGAGAAGGAGGAGUUUGAGAUCUUCAACCUGCGAGUCAUCCACCGCAAGAACAGAACGGGAUUUGAGGAGGAGAAGGACUUCCCAGUGGUGCUCAACUCAGUUAUAGCUGGCCGCUACUACGUCACGGAAUAUCUCGGUUCAGCGGCUUUCAGCAAGGCCAUCCAGGCGCACGACCUGCACACGGGCAUGGACGUGUGCAUGAAGAUCAUAAAGAACAACAAGGACUUCUUCGAUCAGAGCUUAGAUGAGAUCAAGCUGCUCAAGUUCAUCAACCGGCAUGACCCUGCGGACGAGCACCACCUGCUGCGCCUCUACGACUACUUCUACCACCGGGAGCAUCUGUUUAUAAUCUGUGAGCUGCUACGUGCCAAUCUCUACGAGUUCCACAAGUACAACCGCGAGUCGGGCGGCGAGGCCUACUUCAACAUGCCGCGCAUCCAGUCCAUAGCCAAGCAAAUCCUCGAAGCUCUGCGCUUCAUGCACUCGCUCGGCUUAAUCCACUGCGACUUAAAGCCCGAGAACAUCCUCAUUAAGAGCUACUCGCGGUGCCUCGUUAAAGUCAUCGACAUCGGCAGCAGCUGCUUCACCACGGACCACCUGUGCUCCUACGUGCAGUCGCGCUCAUACCGCGCGCCCGAAGUCAUUCUCGGGCUUCCAUACGGGCCCAAGAUCGAUAUCUGGUCGCUCGGCUGCAUCCUCGCUGAGCUUUGUUCCGGCCAGGUGUUGUUUCAGAACGACUCGCUGGCGACGCUGCUGGCUCGCGUGGUGGGCAUCAUAGGCCCCAUCGACCCGCGUCUGCUGCACAAGGCCCGCGACCGCCACAAGUACUUCACCAAACGCAACGUGCUCUACGAACGCAACCCAGAGACGGAGCAGCUGGAGUAUCUGGUGCCAAAGAAGACGUCGCUGCAGCACCGCUUGCAGGGGGGCGACGCGGGGUUUGUGCAGUUUGUGGCGUCGCUGCUGCAGGUGGACCCCGACAAACGCCCCUCUGCCGCCCAGGCCCUCAAACACCCCUGGCUCUCUCACCCCUAUGACCCCAUCACGUGA